Molecule: messenger RNA, 2636 nt
Organism: Exophiala viscosa
Lineage: Eukaryota; Fungi; Ascomycota; Eurotiomycetes; Chaetothyriales; Herpotrichiellaceae
Product: NADH dehydrogenase
Exons: 2
Coding region: 224-2299 (691 amino acids)
Molecular function (GO): calcium ion binding; NADH dehydrogenase activity
Source: RefSeq, a predicted model, not a curated record
UCCGAGUUAUCCAAGCUGAUGAUCUCAUACCCGGCACCUGCUCUAUCUCACCUACCCACGCCUACGUCUUUUAUUACUUUUUCACUCUCUCUACUCAACCUGAUCAUUUACUGCGCCGAUAGACGAUUUGAUCCAAUCUUCUUGGUCUUUGGUCCUUUGUCAGAGCUGUCGCUGCCUCUCAACACCAAGUAUGUGGUGAAAGCUCGACCUACAUCCUUCCAGCAUGGAGGCACUCCCUCGAUCCGUCCUCCGCAAUGGCCUGCGUUCUGUUCGCCCGAAGCAGUUCUCCUCCUAUAAACCUGCUCCUUGUAUAACAUCUUCUGUUCUGUCGACAAAAGCCUUUUCUACAAGAUCCUACACUCCCUUGGCGCUGAGAAAUCCUCGCUUCACUGCAGCGCAGCUGUCCUUCCGUCCGGUCCGAGCUGCUCCAAACAGCAUACGCUAUAUUUCCACCAAAGAACUCCCCAACCACCAUGGCCCGGUUGCUCGAUUCAUCUAUCGCAUCUUUGCUUGGACGGGAAUAUUUAUCGUCGUCUCAGGAGGUCUAGUCUUGGCCUUCUUCAUUUUCGAUGCAACCACCUACCAGGAAAUGCCCGAUGCGACCGGUGACAUUGCCGUGAACGAGAAGGCACUUUCCCCAAGAAGGGGCGGUCCCAAGAACUUGCCCAUUGCGGAGGUUCUUGUGGAUGAUGAGGAUUGCGAACCGAUGAGAGAACAAAAAGACAAGCCAAAGUUGGUCAUACUAGGGACAGGCUGGGGCAGUGUUGCUAUGCUGAAAGAGCUUGUGCCAGGCGAUUACCAUGUGACUGUGGUUUCUCCUACCAACUAUUUUCUCUUCACCCCGAUGCUGCCAUCAGCUACCGUGGGCACACUAGAGUUUCGCUCCUUGACCGAGCCAAUUCGGAGGAUAGUCAGUCGUGUGAGGGGUCAUUUCUUAAAAGCUGAGGCCGUCGAUGUUGAGUUCUCUGAGAAGCUGCUUGAGGUCAAGGCCGUUGAUGCUAGUGGCAAAGAGCAACAUUUUUACCUCCCUUACGACAAGUUGAUUGUCGGAGUAGGUUCUACAACGAACCCGCAUGGCGUCAAGGGCUUGGAAAACUGCAAUUUUCUCAAAUCCAUCGAAGACGCUCGUCUGAUCAAACAAAAGGUUCUGCACAACAUGGAAAUAGCCUGUCUACCCACCACUUCUGACGAAGAGAGACGGAGACUACUUUCCUUUGUCAUUAGCGGCGGUGGUCCCACUGGUGUCGAAUUUGCCGCCGAACUAUAUGAUAUGCUCAACGAGGAUCUGCUAAAAUCCUUCCCAAGAAUCCUGCGGAAUGAGGUUUCUGUACACGUUAUUCAAUCCCGCGGACACAUUCUCAACACGUACGAUGAAGCGCUAUCUGUCUACGCUGAGAAACGGUUCGAGCACGAUCAGGUUGAGGUUUUGACCAAUGCUCGAGUCAAAGAAGUUAAGCCAGACAGAAUCCUCUUCAGUCAAAUGGAGGAUGGGAAGUCCGUCACCAAGGAACUUCCCAUGGGUUUCUGCUUAUGGUCUACGGGUGUUGCGCAGACUGAACUUAGUCAGAAGAUCGCAAAGAAGCUUGGAGAUUUCCAGACGAAUCGCCACGCACUCGAAACCGACACGCACUUGAGAUUGCUUGGAGCUCCACUAGGUGACGUCUAUGCUAUUGGAGAUUGCUCUACUGUGCAGAACAAUAUCGCCGACCAUCUCACCACUUUCCUCCGUGGUGUCGCCUUCGAGAAGGGCAAGGAUCCUGACAAAGUCCAUUUGACAUUCGAAGAAUGGCGCAGCGUGGCUCAUAGCGUUCGCAGACGCUUUCCUCAAGCCGCGGCCCAUCUCAAGCGAGUCGAUCGUUUGUUCGAGGAAUAUGAUAAGGACAAAUCCGGCACUCUCGACUUCGGUGAAAUUCACGAACUGCUUGUCCAGAUUGAUAACAAAUUGACCUCCUUGCCUGCGACGGCUCAACGAGCGAAUCAACAGGGUCAAUAUCUCGGGCGCAAGUUCAAUAAGAUAGCUGCUGCCAUUCCUGGCUUCCGAGCCAACGAGGUCGACUUCGGAGAUCUGGACGAAGCUGUGUACAAAGCUUUCGAAUACCACCACCUCGGUAGUCUGGCGUACAUUGGCAAUGCCGCCGUUUUUGAUUUCGGCGGACUGAAUUUCAGUGGAGGAUUGAUGGCCGUCUAUCUGUGGAGAAGUAUCUACUUUGCGCAGAGCGUGAGUAUUAGAACGAGAAUACUUUUGGCCAUGGAUUGGACCAAGAGAGCUCUCUUUGGAAGAGAUUUGAUGAGCGAAUAAAUAGAGAUGGCUCGGGAGGUGCAGUCUCGCUGAAGUAUGAAAUGCACAGUGGUUUUCAAGUCCUAUGGAUUUGAAUGGUGCUGUGUCGGUGUCGAAUAUUGACGCCGUGUGCCCGACUCACUACAUCAGAGUGAUACGAUCGACUAUGACUGUGAAUAGCGAGGAGCAGUGGUAUUGUGAAAGAACUCGGCGGACAAGGACUGAGUCGGGACGACGCGAGUUAGAGAAGAUUAGAUUGCUUUGAAGUUGAGCGCUGUACACAGGAUCAUGACCGGUUGCGAGUUUAGCGGCUUGCUCAAUUGAUUCACUUUUCUCUUGCCAAUAUAAGCAAUUUCGA